Molecule: messenger RNA, 5560 nt
Organism: Hippocampus zosterae (dwarf seahorse)
Lineage: Eukaryota; Metazoa; Chordata; Actinopteri; Syngnathiformes; Syngnathidae
Product: trafficking kinesin-binding protein 1-like
Exons: 15
Coding region: 700-3738 (1012 amino acids)
Biological process (GO): endosome to lysosome transport; anterograde axonal transport of mitochondrion; neurogenesis
Cellular component (GO): dendrite
Molecular function (GO): GABA receptor binding
Source: RefSeq, a predicted model, not a curated record
CUGCAAAACCCGUGACUGCUGCUCCUUGCUCUGUCACACUCUGCAUCUAUGGAUUGAUGAUGUGAAAGAUGCACUCGACCACGUGCAGAGCAAGUGCUGUGACGGAGCAGAAAAUGCGGCAAAAUAGAAGACCGUAAUACUGUAUGAACAAAUUACAAGACAAGAUGCUGAUAUUAGUCAGACUGGAUGAUAUGUCGACAGGAGGCCACUGAUGGAUGGGGACAAGAGAAGAUACUGACACAUCUACAGUGACUGGAAAACCGUACGAUAUGAAUGAUGGACUCACUCGAUCGAAAGGUGCAGACUGAUUAAAGGACGUUGACACUUAUUUGCGGAACAUUGGAGUAUUGUGAUCCUUCAAGACAAGUGAUGCCACAGUUCACAGAUCUGGGAACUGUUUGGCAGCAUGGCACCAGAAACAAUAUGGAGCACACUACCCUGACAGCAAGCUGCUACUGAGUGUGGGAGAAAAAGGAACUGCAAAAAAUUGGAGCAAAUCUUUUGUGGGGCAAUACACUGUGCCAGCUGGUUACCAUACGUUAUUGAAGGUGAGCAAAAUGGAGCUUUUGUUGACUGCCGGAUACCAUUAGAGUAUAUAAGACCCCAGUGACAGCUGGUUAUCUCGGAGCAUGCUGGGGUGUUGGACCGACCAGAGCUAUUGGAGAAAAUACAAUAAAACUGUGACUCUGAGCAGUGAGGAUGAAGAGACGGGGCCAGAGGUUUGUGAAGACAGACUACUAUGAAUUGGACUGGUACUAUGAAGAGUGCACUGAUGUGCUGUGUGCUGAUAGAGUUGGACAGAUGACAAAGACCUACAGUGACAUUGACGCCGUCACGCGACUGCUGGAAGAGAAAGAGCGUGACUUGGAAUUAGCAGCUCGCAUUGGUCAGUCGCUCCUCAAGAAAAACAAGGCCCUGAGUGAGAGAAACGAACUCCUGGAGGAACAAGUUGAGCACAUACGAGAGGAGGUAUCCCAGUUACGCCAUGACGUUUCCAUGAAAGAUGAGCUUUUGCAGUUCUAUACCAACGCUGCUGAGGAAAGCGAGGGGGAGUCGAUUACUCCCACACCUGUCCGACCCAGUGAGAACAACGUGUCAACACCAACUUUUUUCCCCCUGGGCUCCUUGCAGAAGAAACUGAAAGAUCUAGAAGAAGAAAAUAAAUCUCUCCGCUCUGAGGCCAGUCACUUGGAGACAGAAACACUCUGCUAUGAAGAAAAAGAGCAACAGUUGGUCAAUGACUGUGUCAAAGAACUUCGUGUUGCCAAUCUGCAAAUAUCCUCUCUGGCUGAAGAGCUGGCGAGAAAGUCUGAGGAUGCGUCCCGACAGCAGGAGGAGAUCACUCAUUUUCUCUCCCAGAUAGUAGACCUUCAGAAAAAGGCCAAAAUGUACAAUGUGGAGAAUGAAGAACUCACACAGCACCUCGGAGCUGCCAAAGACGCUCAGCGGCAACUCACUGCUGAGUUGCGUGAGUUGCAGGACAAGUAUGCGGAAUGCAUGGAGAUGCUGCAUGAGGCUCAAGAGGAGCUGAAAAACCUGAGAAAUAAAGCUGUUUCAUCAAACACACAGAGGCGUUUCCAUUCUCUGGGCUUGUUCCCAAUGGACUCUCUGGCUGCAGAAAUUGAGGGCACCAUGCGGAAAGAACUGCAGAUGGAUGACCCAGAUGUUGAGGAGCUAAGACUGCAGCCAAAGCGUGUUUUCCAAACCGUGAAAAACCUCAACCUUAUGCGUCAGCAGCGUUCGUCGCUUGCCCCCUCUCCGCUCAACAUCCCAGGUUCCAAUCAGUCAUCAUGUAUCACUUCGGGCCGCUCCAGCAGGGUGGGCACACCUUGCUCCAACUCCAUGUACAGCGGCGAAACAGGAAGUGGAAUCAUGCUGGACAACAGAAGUAGCUGCAUUCUGGAGACCCCAGAUAACGGGUUAGAAGACUCAAACAAGCGGCCCCCUGGCACCCCGGGGACCCCAGGCAGUCGGGACCUGGAGACAGCCUUGCGGCGUCUGUCUCUACGCCGCGACAACUACCUCUCAGAAAAACGUUUCUUUGAAGAGGAGAGGGAGAGGAAGUUGGCCUACCUGGCCAAAGAGGAGGAAAAAGGGGGCAGCGAAUGUAGUGGAGGCCCUGGGACACCGACAGAGAGCCUGUUCUCGCUCUGCUCGCAUCCAUCUUUGGGGAGCAUGUGGUCGGGAUACUCGUUCACCGCCAGAUCUUACCUCCCGGAGAAGCUGCAGAUUGUAAAGCCGCUAGAAGGUUCUGCUACACUCUAUGCAUGGCAGCAGUUGGCUAAACCCCACAUGGGCGCUUUGCUGGAUGAUCGGCCCGGUGUGGUCACAAAGGGCUUCCGCACUUUAUCGCAUGAGCAGGACGAGGCGGAUGGCUGGCAACUGAACCAGCCGGAGGAGGACGAUGUCUCGAGUGACUCAUGUGCAGUCUUGUCGGGAGACAGCCUUUUGGACCCUUUGUACUCCAGUUCUUCACUUUGCAUCUGCUGCAGCAGAAAUGGCGCCGCUGAUGCCAGUAGCCACUCAGAAACCCUCCGUGGUGAAAGAGCAGGGACAAUCGAGGAAAUUCAUCCAAAAGGAGCGAUUCCAAGUCCAUCCCUGUCUUCCUCAACGCCAUGUUCCGCUGAAGUGAACGGGCAUGCGGACGUCACAGAACUCAGCGCAUUGGACCACAUGCCUGUCAACUUCCCAGGGAAGUGUAUGUCCCACACAAGCUCCACCUACACGUUCACCACCUGCAGGAUUCUCCAUCCCUCUGAUCAGCUGACCGCAAGCUCUGGUCUGUCCACGUGUCAGAGCAGCACAUCAUCUACUCCGGGUGUCGUCUCUGCCCCGCAUACGCCCUCUUACACACCCUGCUGCACCCCUCGCCGCCUCUCCUUCUCCCUCUCCCUUGUUGAAUCCUCCACCAACCUUCGAGACUCCACCAAGACCACCAGCACCUCGCUAGGGCUCGAACGGCUCCUGCUGGAGCACGGGAUCUCCGCGUCGGCAUGUGACCCGAGCAGCCGGGACCGAGGUCAGGCGAGAGGAGAGCGGCCCACGUCCAGUGCCGCUGCCAUGGGGGAUGAGGACAGACUGAUGAAGAAACGCCCCGACAGCCUCCUCCUCGCGCAGCUUUCCACGCCACCAAAUUCCCCCCGUUCUUGCUGCAAAUCUGCCACCGCCUGUCCAGAUUUUCAGUUCAGCCCCUCCGAUGAUGACCCGCCGUAUUUUGACACUUUCCUGGCCUCUAAGCCAGCACGCAUCAUCCUGAGGGAAGUGCUGAAUGAGGCCGAGAGGGAAGGAGAUGGCCAGACGGAUGACGAUGGUCAAACGGAGACGUUGAACCUGAGACUCGUGGAUAAACUGAAAGGCUUCCGUACCCUUCCGCAUCACACCAAUUCGUUGGCACCUGCAAGUACUCUGUUAGCCCCGUUUUGCUCUACUGGGCUCGGGAGCACUGCGCUGGGUCUGAACACAGGACUAAGGAGGAAUCUAAGUUACCCUGCCAUGGUAGGAGCCAGCAUGGCCAUGAAAGAUCCAGGAGGUCCCCACACUGCUGACAUCCUCACGCCACAUUCAAUGCAAAGCCUACAAUCACAACCAGCAGUGCACAUCCAUGACAUACGACAAACACAAAUGAAUCCCACGCUCUUUGAAAAGACACCGGGCGUUGUCUCAUCACUACCCGCAAACCAGAGACAAGCCACCUCCAGCAAAACGCUGCCAGACUCAAUUAGCAGUGGACAGUCAUGAUGAAACGACUGCAUAAACAUUAUAUCAAGUACAUCUUGUAGUUCCGAGACCAGUAUACCUUAUGACAAUAUGGAGUCUGAAAGCCUAUCUGACCAGUAUCGUUAAUUUCCCUAACAAUAGUCAUAGGAGUGAAUAUCAAGCAAAAGAAAUCGUGGCGACCGAACUAGUGCUGACCAUCUCCUGUGUCUUGCCUUCAAUAAUAAGGAUGUUUCUUUCCCAUGUGCAGACUGCACAUAUUUCAAGACAAAUCGUUUUUGAUGAAAGACUUAGAAUCCGGCGAAGCACAACCAAACAGUUUAAUUCUUCCCACUGACCUCCUCAACUUGAACAAUUGCACUCGUUCCAAAAUGAAAGACUUUAAUGUUCAUCCUGGCCUGAAUAUUAAUGAUGUGGAGCACAGCUAAGACGAAUUGUGCCAUUUUGGGACUUUUUGGUAAAAAGUUUUCAUUCAAGCGUACUAACACUCCAGCAGAUCAAGUUACAAAGCAAAGUACAGGUACCGGUAUUAAACUGCGACACUUGGGAAUCCAAAAACUUGCCUAAAUGUCUGCAAUUUGAUUUUAUUCCGGAUAAUCAGUCUCCCGCCAUUGCACUGUAAAUAGGACACAAAUGCAUUGAGACGGAUUAGUUUAUUAAGACCCCCUCCUUGAUUUAUGUGUGCAUUUGUACCUAUUCUGCACCAUCAAAUCAUGUCAUUUUUAUAUUCAGGCCAUUUUGGUAGUUCUGAGCAUAUAAUUGAUGUCGCACUGCUGUACAAAUACUAGAAAGACAAACAUUUAUUUGCUGGGUUCCGGCGGUGAUUUUAAUAAUGUGUGACUUAUUGAAAACAUCCAGGUUGGCUCUUUUAAUGUGGGUGCUUUGCCAUGAUGAAAUGUUCCGAUGUGCCUAAACACGCAUUAUCUACCGGUAGUUUUAAUUUUUGACUGCCUUGCAUCUUUACAUUAAAAGACAAAAAAUGUUUCAGAAUAAUUAAAAAGAUAGCAAAGAACCGCCCAAAUGCAUGGAAAGUGGUUCCAUCAAAGCGGAAUGUGCCCCAAUCACAAUCUCUGCUUGUUGUACAACAUGAUUGGUGGGAACCGGAACCCCGACGAACAUGAUUUGGUGUGACACAACUGUAGCCAUUACUGUAUGUCUUUUGGUCAACCAGUUAAAUAUGUCGAGUGGUUUUUGUUGUUUGUUUUUCACUAUGCCUCAAAUGAAUGUGUGAUGAAGACAUUUCUUUUUGUCCAAACGUUUUGGAAUUUGCUCACGGGAAUUCUGCAGUACGUCUGAAAUGGGCAAAGACCGACUGAUCCAAGGUGUCCGCGCAUGUCCUUGCAAAACAUGGUAUGAAAGUAUAGGAGGUCACUGCUAGGAAAGUAUCAAAUCGGCUCAUGUCUGAAUGGAUUGAGAACAAUGUUUCCCCUCACGGGUGAAAAAUGAGGUUGCACCAACGCAGUCAUACUCUUAAUCAAAUGCUUCAAACUCAAUUUUGUGUUGACUGAUUCCAAAAUGAAAUAAGUUCUGUCUCUUGAAUACUGCUUCAAUAUACCACACUGGCAGUGUUUUUGUUUUGAAAUCCGCAAUAGGUUAUGGCUAAUUUACUCUGCUAUCACUUUCCCAUUUUAAAGUUACGGCAUAUUCGAGAACAAUGUUAAAAAUGUACUGUAUGUCUGUGUGCAUUUCUGAAUGUAUUCUUCUACUCAUGUUAACUUCAAAAAAGUGUAAAGGAGUUCGUACAUGAUUGUUUUAAGAGCUAACUAUUUUCAGGGAUAGAGUGUUCUAUUUUACAGAACUGUACUCUGGAUUAAAAAUAAUAAAGAGUGAAAUAUAGGGAAAAAAA